Molecule: messenger RNA, 678 nt
Organism: Anisakis simplex (herring worm)
Lineage: Eukaryota; Metazoa; Nematoda; Chromadorea; Rhabditida; Anisakidae
Source: the annotation of a GenBank genome assembly
GGUUUGGACUGUGCGAAAGUGCGUUUACUAUCCGAGCAGUUGUGGCGAAGGCUGGAACGAAAAUACGAGUUGAAACUACAGGCGUGGAAGAAGAGCGAGGAAAAACAGCUGGAAGAAAUGUUGGAGAAGCUGAGGGCAGAAUACAAGCAAAGUAUUGAUGCAAAACACACACAAUACACAGAACUGGCUUCACGUAAAGAGGAUGAACUAAGGAAGUUGGAGACACGUUUAAAGGAGGAUUUCAGACUGGAACAAGAGAAAUACCAGUUGAAAUUGCAACAAGAAUGGCGUCUUAUUGAAGCCGAGAAGCGUGACUUACGAGCUCAAAAAGAUCAAUUGGAAACGGCAAAGUCGAAUUUCUCAAUAAAGAUGCAACAUGAAGAGAUGUGUCUGAAACGUGAUCAGACUGCAUUGACACGUAUGAAUGAGACGUUGUUGGAGCGUAAAAGGAAGCUGGAUGAGGCAAUGAGGGAUAAGGCGAUUAGCAAAGCAGGACAAAUACAGGAGAAUUGGUUGAAUGAAAUGGUGAAUGAAUGGAAUGAAAAAGAGGCGAAACUAUCCCAAAAAUGCAGUCAACUCGCGGAACGCGUGCAACAAAUGAGUGAACUUCCGAACAAGAUUCGACAGCAGGAUGAGAUCAUUCAGCGUUUGAAGGUGUUUUGGUUGUUUUUGUUAUGA